AUGCUGCGGCCGCGCAGGUACCGCCCCGCACGGCCCCGGCCCCCCCUGUGCCCCCCUCCCCGGUGCCGCUGUGCCCCGGAACCUCCGCCCCGGCAUCCCGGUACCUUCCGGGGUGUGCUGACCUUCCCCAAGCCCAGCCAUGGGCUCCAUCGGCAGAAGAGGGACUGGGUCAUCCCUCCCAUCAACUGCCCCGAGAACGAGCGGGGGCCCUUCCCCAAGAAGCUGGUGCAGAUCAAAUCCAACAAGGACAGGGAGACCAAGGUUUUCUACAGCAUCACGGGGCAGGGGGCGGACACCCCCCCCGUGGGGGUCUUCACCAUCGAGCGGGAGACGGGGUGGCUGGAAGUGACGAAGCCGCUGGACCGGGAGGAGAUCGACAAAUACGUCCUCUUCUCCCACGCCGUGUCAGCCAACGGGCAGCCUGUGGAGGACCCCAUGGAGAUCAUCAUCACCGUGACGGACCAGAACGACAACCGGCCCGUCUUCACCGAGGAGGUGUCCCAUGGGGCCGUGGUGGAGGUGGCUGAGCCAGGUUAGACCAAUGCCACU
This is a messenger RNA of Neopsephotus bourkii (Bourke's parrot), 549 nucleotides long. RefSeq names its product cadherin-1-like. The transcript has 4 exons. Gene Ontology annotation, cellular component: catenin complex; adherens junction; plasma membrane. Lineage: Eukaryota; Metazoa; Chordata; Aves; Psittaciformes; Psittacidae. The record is from RefSeq and is a predicted model, not a curated record. The coding region runs from base 1 to 537 and encodes 178 amino acids. Gene Ontology annotation, biological process: cell morphogenesis; multicellular organism development; homophilic cell-cell adhesion. Gene Ontology annotation, molecular function: calcium ion binding; cadherin binding.